AUGUCCCAGCCAGAUAACUACCCAAUUGCCAAUUUGUCGACCAUUGGGCUCACCGAUUUGCGAAAUGGAUCUCCAUCAACGGUCAGCGAAGUCGUCAGGGCUGCCAAACAUGAUGGGAUGUUUUAUUUGGAUUUCACAGACAGCAAAGAACUCCCCUGCACAGGCAUAAUACGGGACAUACAAGCAUUGAGUCGAGAACUUUUUCAACUUGGGCUCGAUCAGAAGAUGGAAUUUGAUGUUGAUCAACUGGCGCCGUUCAAGACCAAUGGGUACAAGCCUAUCGGUCGCAACGUUGGGGGGAUCGCAGGUCAAAGUGAUGGAUUUGAAAGCUAUGCCCUUCCAUGCAGCAGUAUCAUCGCUGAGCAAUCGGAGCACUUCCCACGGCCAGCUAUCGUCGACUUACACAUAGUCGCCUUGCGAGACCUUACCUCCUGGUGCCAUGAGGUAGCACAGUCGAUUUUCCGAACAUUAUCAAAGGCUCUCGAGCUCCCACAGGAAGUCGCACUGGAGACCUUGCACGAUCCCACCGCUUCGCACGAUAUUAUUCGCCUCUUAAGAUAUGAAAAAAACGCGUCCCCCGAUUCACUUCGCGUGCCACAAGCUGCCCACACCGACCUGGGCUCUCUGACAUUCUUGUUCACGGACAGCCCUGGACUACAGACGUGUGCGCGGGACGGCAAGGAGUGGGAAUAUGUCAUACCCAAGGAAAAUUGCGCGAUAGUCAAUCUGGGCGAUGCAAUGAGCAUGUGGACGGAAGGGGCUUUGCAGAGUGUCCUUCACCGGGUGGCAUCCAUGCCGGGACAGGAAAUGAAGGAGCGCUACAGCUUUGCUCUACUGAUGAGACCGACUAAUACAGCUCCUAUGUGCUCUCUGCUCCAUGGGGCGGUACCGGAUGGGCAUCUUCGUUGCGAAGAGUGGAUCAGUACCAAAUUCAGGGCCUUGAGGGGGAAGAAAGACGGUGAUUCCUUUCGGUCUGUGUGUCGUGACGCGGAGAUCCGGGCUGGUCGACUUGCGACGGUGUAA
Penicillium odoratum is the source of this 1023-nucleotide messenger RNA. RefSeq lists its product as uncharacterized. The transcript has 3 exons. Lineage: Eukaryota; Fungi; Ascomycota; Eurotiomycetes; Eurotiales; Aspergillaceae. The coding region runs from base 1 to 1023 and encodes 340 amino acids. Gene Ontology annotation, molecular function: dioxygenase activity. The record is from RefSeq and is a predicted model, not a curated record.